GGACUUUACGAUUCCAGCCCACACUGCCACCUGGACUGUUCGAAAAGGGCAAUCCUGUUGACUCAUGCAUCGUUUAAACUAUGGGGCCGGGCUGUUGCCUGGACCCGCCUCUCCUUCCAAAUUCAACAUCUGCCAGGAAAUGCGGCGACGUAUAAAUACUGCGCUUCGCACCGAUUAUAUAUCAUAGUCUGUGAUAGUAGCACUCGGUAUCACGAUGGGCCAUCUAUCAGACAACUCCAUAAAUGACCGGGACGCGAAACGUCCUGGCGACUCAGAGCACCAACUGUCGCCACAGCCUGUGAACGACGAUCAGCGAAGUGCGAUUCACAUCAAAGACGAAGACGAUCUGGCUAUUGGAAACAAAAUGGAAACAGAUGACAAUACAAAGCUGGAGCAGCCCGCGUCACUAGGCAACUACUUUAGAGUCUUUUCGUAUACACGGGGGAAGGAUCGCGCAAUUCUCGCGAUCGCGCUGCUAUCCGCGAUUGGAUCCGGAGUGCCACUCCCUCUCAUGAACAUUGUCUUCGGGAGCCUCGUCGGCGCAUUCAAUGGGUACUUUACUGAAGGCUCAUCGGUGACGGAAAAAAAAUUCAAAUCAUCAGUGAGCAGACUAAGUUUAUAUUUUGUCUACCUCUUCAUCGGAAAGUUCGUCUUGACGUAUUUCGCCAUGUACUGCUUCCGGGUCAUUAGUCUGCGGAUCUCAGCCACUAUGCGAGAGGAAUACAUGCGAACACUUUUCGCCCAGCCCAUCAGCAAGCUUGACCAAGUGUCAAUGGGCACAGUCACCAAUACCAUCACAACUCUGUCCAAUUCGAUCCAGCAGAGCAUUUCCGAUAAGCUAGCAAUCCUGUUCCAAUCGCUGGCCCUGGUGAUUACCGCUUAUAUCAUCGCUUUCCGGUAUUCGUGGGCUUUGACUCUUGUUACCAGUGCUGCGCUUUUGUUCAUCCUGUUCGUUGCUGGUGUGACGCUUCCGCUUAUAACGAAGGCCCAGCAAGGUGUUGACAAGGCAGAUGAGAAGCAUUCGUCUAUAGCAGCCGAAGUAUUCGGCUCGAUGCGCACGGUUGUAUCACUCGGCGCAGAAGGGCGCCUUUCCGUAAAAUACGCCCUUUGGAUCGAAGAGGCACGUAAGCGAGGGCAAAGGAUGUCCAUAUUUUUCGGAGUCCAAUGUGGCUUGGCCUUCUUCGCCAUGAACUCUAGCUAUUCCUUGGCAUUCUGGUUCGGACUGAAACUGUACCGAGAGGGGCACAUAGGCACCAUCAACACUGUUAUCACAGUAUUUUUCUCGAUCAUGGUUGCACUCAGCGUUUUCGGAAGCAUCAUAUCGCCGUUGAUGAUUGUGACCAAGGCAGCCAGUGCUGCAGGUAUAUUUUUCGAAAUGCUGGAUUCAGAGAAGACAGACACCAGCGGUCUUCGUAACCCUGAUGCCUCUGCUCAGGUGGACAUCGAAAUCAGAGAUGUUUAUUUCACCUACCCUUCCCGACCGGAUACACAGGUCCUGCGAGGGCUGAAUGUUCGAUUUGAACGAGGCAAAACGACGGCGCUGGUAGGCCCGUCAGGUUCGGGGAAGAGUACAAUCGUUGCUCUACUGGAGCGAUGGUAUGAAUUGAAUACAACUGGAAAUGUCCAUGAUCAAGGAGGGAUCUUCGUGGGUGAACACAACAUCCUUGAGCUUGAUCUGAAAUGGUGGAGGUCACAAGUUGGCCUCGUACAACAAGAGCCGGUUCUGUUCAAUGAUACCAUCUUCAAUAAUGUUUCAUUCGGCUUGAUCGGUACCGAAUGGGAGCACGAAAACGUUGCAGUCAAGAAAAAGCUUAUUGAAAAUGCAUGCAGGGAAGCUUUCGCAGAGGAGUUUAUCCAACGUCUGCCAGAGGGUUAUAACACGAUGGUGGGGGAGAAUGGCACCAUGUUGAGUGGUGGCCAAAGGCAGCGCCUUGCUAUAGCCCGGAGUAUUGUGAAACAACCGACUAUCCUGAUACUCGACGAGGCAACAAGCGCGAUCGAUGUGCGCGGCGAGAGGAUAGUCCAGGCAGCCCUUGAUCGACUUUCUAGGAAUCGGACCACAAUUGUCAUUGCACACAGGCUAUCAACCAUUCGGCGAGCCGAUCGGAUCAUUGUUAUGAAGAGUGGUGUUGACAUCGAGCAAGGCACGCAUGAGGAGCUCCUGGCUAUAGAGAAUGGUGUCUAUCACAGCCUCGUCAAUGCUCAGAAAUUAGACCUUCUGGAAGAUGAGACGGGCGCUAGUGACGGUACUGAAGAGUUGAAGGAAGAGCUCAAGCCUACAGAACAUAUGAUUCAGCAUAAGCAGGAGGAUAACACGAAAGCAGAAAAGAAGAGUCGAGGGUUUUUUAAUAGCAUCGGACUGUUUCUUUAUGAACAGCGCGCGCAGUGGCAGUUUUAUCUUCCCGCAUUGCUCAGCGCGGCUGGCGCUGGAGCCGUCUUCCCACUACAGAGUUGGUUGUUUGCAAAGAUCAUUGAGGUGUUUCAGUAUACUGGCCAGAGACUGGUCCACGCAGCCAACUUUUGGGCCUUGAUGUUCUUCAUUCUCGCCCUAGGAACAGGUGUUUGUUACGGAACGCUGGGAUAUGCCGCCAGUAGAUUCUCUGCAGAAAUCUCGGCCACCUGCAGAACAGAAUACUUUCACAACAUCCUCAGCAAGCCGAUACCAUUCCAUGAUAUGACCGAGAACGCCUCUGGCUCUCUCGUUUCCCGACUGGCGACCGAUCCAAAGCAGGUCCAAGACCUGGUUGGAUUAAAUGGUGCAUUUCCGAUCAUUUCGACUUUCAGCAUGUUGGGAUGCAUUAUAAUCGCGUUUGUAUUCGGUUGGAAACUCAGUCUUGUUGCGGUACUAGCGGCGUUGCCAUGCACCUUUCUCGCUGCAUUCAUGCGUAUACGAUAUGAAAUGCAGUUUGAAGCAAUGAAUGCGGGGGUUUACGCUGAGAGUUCUCAAUUUGCAGCUGAAGCCAUAGACGCCUUUCGAACUGUCUCAGCAUUGACAAUGGAGGAUUCCAUUCUGAAUAGGUAUUCCGACCUUUUGCAACACCAACAAAACAAAGCAUUCCGAAAGGCGUGGUACGCCACCUUGAUUUUUGCUUUUUCCGACAGUAUCGAGUUGUGCGCCAUGGCACUCACAUUCUGGUACGGCGGUCAACUUCUCGCAUCUCGAGAAUAUCAACCAACAUCAUUCUUCGUUAUAUAUAUGGCAAUUAUACAAGGUGGCCAGGCAGCUGGUCAAUUCUUCAGCUUUGGAUCCAACAUUGCCCAGGCAACUGCCUCCGCCAACCGUAUGUUGGAGCUGCGGCCGAGCCGAACCGAACGAGAGCUGUGUAGUAUCGACACGAUGAAACCAGAAUCCUUGCAAUCAGGCUCGGGGGCCAGUAUUGAACUCCAGAACAUGGCAUUUAAAUAUCCUUCCCAUGAUACCCCUCUUUUCACGAGUCUCAACCUUAAGAUCGAAAGUGGCCAAUUCGUUGCUUUCGUGGGACCGUCAGGCUGUGGAAAAACCAGCGUGAUAUCUUUACUAGAGAGAUUCUACGACCCAUCCAAAGGGACUAUCUUCGUCAACGGCCAAGACAUCCAUUCCAUCGAAGCUUCCUACUACCGCCGCUCCCUAUCAUUAGUCGCCCAAGAGCCACGACUCUUCGAAGGGACCAUUCGCGACAACAUCACCCUCGGACUCGAUAGCUCAGAGUUCACUGAAGAUGACCUCAUCCGAGCAUGCCAAGAUGCAGAGAUUCACGAUUUCAUCACCUCCCUCCCAGAAGGAUACUCGACUGACCUCGGACUCAAAGCCCAGGCAUCUCUCAGCGGAGGCCAACGACAACGACUGUGUAUUGCACGGGCGCUUUUGCGCAAACCGUCUCUUCUUCUACUAGAUGAGGCAACUUCAAGUCUUGACUCCCAAUCCGAAAAGGUGGUGCAGGCAGCCCUUGAGCGUCUCGCCGCGAAAAGAUGUAUCACGAUCGUUGCGGUCGCUCAUCGACUAGCUACCAUCCAGAAAGCGGAUACGAUUUUUGUUUUUGGUGAGAGCCAGACUGGGAACGGAUCUCGGAUUGUUGAGCAGGGGUCGCAUCAGGAGUUGUUGCGGAGUCGAGGGAUGUAUUGGCAGAUGUGUCAAGGAAGUGGCCUAGACAGCUAA
This is a messenger RNA of Aspergillus sclerotioniger CBS 115572, 4135 nucleotides long. Its product is annotated as ABC transporter ATP-binding protein. The record is from RefSeq and is a predicted model, not a curated record. Gene Ontology annotation, molecular function: ATP binding; ABC-type transporter activity; ATP hydrolysis activity. Gene Ontology annotation, biological process: transmembrane transport. The coding region runs from base 215 to 4135 and encodes 1306 amino acids. NCBI's taxonomy places the organism in Eukaryota, Fungi, Ascomycota, Eurotiomycetes, Eurotiales, Aspergillaceae. The transcript has 11 exons. Gene Ontology annotation, cellular component: membrane.